GCCCCGGGCUGAGCCCGUGAGAGCUGGAACAAGGUGGGACCUGGGACGCUGCUGAUAGAAGGGGGACGCACCUGGGAAGAUGCAGGCCAGUCUGACCCCGGGGCUGGCCCUUUGCCUUCUGAUGGGGGCCCUCGCAGCAGCCAGGCCUGUGCAGGAGGAGGGAGACCCCUACGUCGAGCCACCGGCCAUGCCCUACUGGCCGUUCUCCACUUCUGACUUCUGGAACUACGUGCAGUACUUCCAGGCCCUGGGGGCCUUCCCCCAGCUCGAGGACCUGGCCCGCACCUUCUUCGCUCACUUCCCCCUGGGGACCACCCUGGGCUUUCAGGCCCCCUAUUGGGAGGACUGAACAGGCCAGAGCUGGCGGGGGGUCAU
Choloepus didactylus (southern two-toed sloth) is the source of this 375-nucleotide messenger RNA. RefSeq names its product otospiralin (gene OTOS). The record is from RefSeq and is a predicted model, not a curated record. Gene Ontology annotation, biological process: sensory perception of sound. Lineage: Eukaryota; Metazoa; Chordata; Mammalia; Pilosa; Megalonychidae. The coding region runs from base 80 to 349 and encodes 89 amino acids. The transcript is spliced from 4 exons.